UUCAGACUUUGAAGGACCAGACUUUACUUUCUAAUGAGUACCAUGACGGGCCGGGAUGAGGUCGGUGAGGAGAAACCCAAAGUCAAGAUGCUGUCUCCGGGAUUUGGGAUUGAUAAGUCCCGUUUGCACGGAUCCGGGUUCCGGUCCAAAGGUUUUGCCAUCACAGACCUGUUGGGUCUGGAGUCGGACUUGCAGGCUCGUCAGCAGCCCGGGCAUCCCCCGGUUUCGGGCCUGUCGAUAACGGGCUCGGGCCCCGGUUCAGAGUCGCAGGGGUCCGGCGGCGGCCUCGGCGGGUUCUCGUUCCCGGGGGGGUCUCUGCCGCUUGGCCUCGGGUUCCUGUGCAGCCUGGCGGCCCAGCAGCCGGCCGGGGCGCCCUGUUUCCUGCCGGGUCACCUGCCCCUGCUGCAGGCCCGGGCCGACAGCCACUACCUGCAGAACCUGGAGGCCCAGAGGGACGCAUACUCCGAUGAAGAGUGUCUCUCUGACCGCAACGACUCCAAGAACUCCUCCAACUCUCAGAAGAGGAAGAAGAGGAGGCACAGGACGGUGUUCACGUCGCACCAGCUGGAGGAGCUGGAGAAAGCCUUCCAUGAGGCGCACUAUCCGGACGUGUACGCCCGAGAAAUGCUCGCCAUGAAGACGGAGCUGCCCGAGGACAGGAUACAGGUUUGGUUCCAGAACCGUCGGGCAAAGUGGCGAAAGCGUGAGAAGUGUUGGGGUCGCAGCAGCGUCAUGGCCGAGUACGGUCUGUACGGCGCCAUGGUGCGGCACUCCAUCCCGCUGCCAGAGUCCAUCCUCAACUCCGCCAAGAACGGCAUGAUGGGAUCCUGCGCCCCCUGGCUGCUCGGUGAGCCGCAUACACGAAUGCACAAGAAGUCUCUGGAAAUGUCCAAAAAGUGUUCCAGCCCUCCGCAGUCAGACCCUGCCCGCUCCGACUCGUUCUGCGAUGCCCCCGAGCGUCGGGGCAGUGGACCCUGCGAGCCUCGCCAGGCCGAGCACGAGGAAGAGGAGCUGUUGGAGAUGGAGGAUGAGGAGGAGAUGGAGGAAGAGGUGGCCAUCGACCUGUCCAGCUCCUCCAAGCAGCAGCAGCAGCAGCAGCAGGCGGAGGAGGCGGGAGGCUCGGGGAGCUCCACCGCCUCCUCGCCGCGGCGGCAGAGCGGCGGCGAGUCAGACAAACACAGCUGAAGGAUGGGCAAACGGAAGAGUUGGGACUGAACGUGAGGCGGCGCAGUGAGGAUGAGGAUGAUGAAGAGAGCACAGGGAGCUGAUUGGCUCUUUGAUCAACUGAGUGACAGCCAAUGAGUGAAGAGCGUCACACUGAACACGACUGAAAGACAACAUUGUGCGAGCAUGCUAAAAUGCUAUUAUAUGAUGCUAACAAAAAUUUAGCAUGCCACAGUACUAACAGAUGGAAAUCACUGACUAAAUUAGCAUUUUCAUUUUACAGACCUUCAAUAGUGAGCUAAUAUUAAGCUAGUUACCAUAUUAAUGCUAACACUGGCUCAUUGUUAACUCAAAUGCUAAUGAAUGUCCAACAGAGUGUUAGCUAACAUUAGCUUAAUCACUAACUAUAGGCUAAUACUCCAACAAGCUAACACAGGCCCACAAACACUACACAUGAUGAAAUCUAAAUUCAGGGGGUUUGACAUGUAGCUUGUGUGUUAGCAUACCGUUGAUUGUCUGUAUGCUUUGACCCGUGAUGGCGGCUCUGUCAGUGUUUGUGUGCUCACACCCUGUGAAGCCUGUUACAGUCCUUCAUGGUGACCGGCUCUUUGUUGAAUGCGUCAGACUGUCGGUGUGUUAGCAUGCUGCUCGUUCAUUUCAAAGGAUUCGAGCUCUGCCAGCUCUCUGUGCUCUCAGGAUGGAGACAUGCUAACGUGCUGCGCAGCGCGAGGAGUGCAGAGACAUGUAAAGGACUUCUGGACAUCUUCAGGAGCGUGUACAUGAUGGUGUCUCUGUCUAUGUGUGUGUGUGUUAUUUAUUGUUCUGACAGUCUGUUGUAUAUUCUCGUUGUUCUUUCUGAAGAUAAGAGACUAUUUCAUGUUUCACUCCUGUUUGUGUUUUAUAGUUGGACUCUCUGUGGAGCAUGACGCUCUCUGAAUGUAAAUGAAGUGUAAUAUUAAUAUUUAUUAUCAUGAUCAUAUGUAUGUACAGCAGCAGAUC
Messenger RNA from Notolabrus celidotus (New Zealand spotty), 2163 nucleotides. RefSeq names its product visual system homeobox 1 homolog, chx10-like (gene vsx1). The record is from RefSeq and is a predicted model, not a curated record. Gene Ontology annotation, cellular component: nucleus. Bases 34 to 1185 code for a protein of 383 amino acids. Gene Ontology annotation, molecular function: DNA-binding transcription factor activity, RNA polymerase II-specific; transcription cis-regulatory region binding. NCBI's taxonomy places the organism in Eukaryota, Metazoa, Chordata, Actinopteri, Labriformes, Labridae. The transcript has 5 exons. Gene Ontology annotation, biological process: regulation of DNA-templated transcription.